Molecule: messenger RNA, 2824 nt
Organism: Thalassophryne amazonica
Lineage: Eukaryota; Metazoa; Chordata; Actinopteri; Batrachoidiformes; Batrachoididae
Gene: dnajc10
Product: DnaJ (Hsp40) homolog, subfamily C, member 10
Exons: 26
Coding region: 194-2614 (806 amino acids)
Source: RefSeq, a predicted model, not a curated record
UGACGCUGGUUGGAUUCGGGUCCGGACUGAAGCGGAUCUCAAAAGUUGUAAAAGACAAAACAGUUGAACAGAAGGAUCACAGAAAACCUGCCGGGUUGAUUUUGAGCGUCACAUAACCAGCAGUUUAACUUCGGAACACGGUUGCCAGAGGAAAUUGUGCUACUGCUGGGAGAAGAAGAGGAAGAAGAAGUAGAUGAAGAGAACAUGUCUGGAGGGGAUGAAGAAAAUGAUGGUUCUGCUGGGAGGAGUAGUGAUGGAGUACAGGUUUGUUCUCAGAGUUCAGCUCCGGUCACCGUGGCUGUUCCUCUGUAUCCUGCUGGUGUCCGUAUGGGCAGAGAGCCGAGAUUAUUACGACCUGCUGGGUGUCAGUAGAGAGGCCACAACCAGAGAUAUCCGACAAGCCUUCAAGAAGCUGGCACUUGUGAUGCACCCUGACAAAAACCCAAAUGACCUGUCAGCCCAUGAGAAGUUCCUGCAGGUGAAUCGGGCCUAUGAGGUGUUGAAAGAUGAAGAUCUGAGGAAGAAGUACGAUAAAUAUGGAGAAAAAGGAUUAGAUGAGCAACAGGGACGGCGCUAUGAGAGCUGGAAUUAUUACCGCUAUGACUUUGGUAUCUAUGACGAUGAUUUGGAGAUCAUUACACUGGACAGUGGGGACUUCGAGGCAGCAGUGAAUUCUGGAGAAAUCUGGUUCAUCAACUUUUAUUUUCCACGGUGUUCACACUGUCACCAACUGGCUCCAACGUGGAGGGAGGUUGCCAAGGAGAUGGAUGGAAUGAUGAGGAUCGGAGCUAUGAACUGUGGAGACAACAACCACCUGUGCAGAAGAAAAAACAUCCACAGUUACCCAAGUCUGUUCGUGUACAGAGUGGGACAAAAACCAGAGAAGUUUACCGGGGAGCGUUCCAAAGACAGUCUCAUCCGCUUCUCUGAGCAGUUCAUCACCGCCUCCGUCACACAGCUCUGGCAAGGUAACAUAUUCAGUGAGAUUGAGAGUGCGUUCUCUUCUGGGAUUGGCUGGCUGAUCACCUUCUGCCACAACACUGGAGACUGCCUGGAGUCCAGAACCAGACUGAAGCUGGCCGCCUUGUUGGACGGUCUGGUGAGGGUUGGCUGGAUGGACUGCAACACGCAGGAGUAUGUCUGUGAGAGUUUUCAGGUGAGCAGUGGAGCAACAGCUCUUUUCCCAGCUGGUAGUUCUCUGGAUCAACCAGGCAGUGUUUUGUGGCUGAAAAGUCUAGACAGCAAAGAGAUUUACAGCCAGAUCAUCAGUCACCUGCCGAGUGUGGAGCAGCUGACAGCCGACAACUUCGAGAAGAAACUGGCUCAUCACCGCUGGCUGGUGUCCUUUACAUUUGGAGAUAAAGUAUCCAAGGAGUCCAAAAAACUGCAAUCACUCCUCCAAAAGGACCACAUACAGGUUGGCUGGGUGGACUGUCUCUCAGACUCAGACUUAUGUCAGUCUCUCUAUAUCCGUAAGUCCUGCGUGGCCGUCUUCAAAGGAUUGGGAAUCUAUGACUUUGAAAUCCACCACGGUAAGGAUGUGCUGUACAGCAUAGCAGGCUUUGCAAAGGACAGCGUUCAUGCUCAUGUGACGACUCUGAGGCCCGAUAACUUCCCAGCAGACCAGAAGGAGGCUUGGCUGGUGGACUUUUUUGCUCCGUGGUGUCCUCCAUGCCGGGCCUUGUUACCUGAAUUAAGAAAAGCUUCAAUCCAACUGGUUGGACAGCUGAAGUUUGGCACUCUGGACUGCACCAUCCACCACCACCUGUGUUCAAUGUACAAUGUUCAAGCUUAUCCCACCACGGUCAUCUUCAAUGGCUCAUCGGUUCAUGAGUAUGAAGGACAUCAUUCAGCCAGCGGCAUCCUCGAGUUCAUUCAGGAUCUGACUAAUCCAUCUGUGGUCGUCCUCAGUCCAUCCAGCUUCUCAGAGAGAGUUCAUGGUCGGGCUGAAGGACAGGUCUGGGCUGUGGAUUUCUUUGCUCCGUGGUGUGGACCCUGCCGGGCUCUGAAGCCAGAGUGGAGACGGAUGGCCAGACUGCUGUUGGGUCAGAUCCUGGUGGGUUCCGUCAACUGUGAACAGUUUCAUUCAUUCUGUCAGAGUGUCGGCGUCAGAGCGUAUCCUGAAAUCCGCCUGUACCCCGGCAGCACCCACCAACCACAUCGCUACAUGACCUAUAAUGGUUGGCAUAGAGAUGCACAUUCGCUCAAAGCCUGGACACUAAGCUCGUUGCCGAGAGCAUCAGUGGAUCUGACUCCAGAGUCUUUUCGGACUUUGGUGUUGUCUGGUCAGGAUCACUGGGUUGUGGAUUUUUAUGCUCCUUGGUGUGGACCUUGUCAGCACUUUGCACCAGAGUUUGAGGUUUUGGUCCGGGUCCUCAAAGGAGAGGUUCGGGGAGGGAAGCUGGACUGUCAAGCUCAUUAUCAGACCUGUCAGUCAGCCGGAGUCUCCGCUUAUCCAACUGUCAGAUUUUACCCCCACAUGGGAACGAAGAGGCACGUUCAUGGCGGUGAAGAUGUCAACAGUCGUGAUGCAAAUGUAAUUGCUGACAUCAUCAGACAGAGACUAAAACAGGUGUUGCCACGGUUACACGCCAAGCCAAAGGAUGAGCUGUGAUAGUUGGGGGUGGAGCCAAAAUAUGAACCAGCUAUCUGAUUGGUGGUGGAGAGGCGAAGGUGUAAUUGAUCUUCUAAAACUGCAAUCAGUUAUUCAACACUCCUCAGUGAAGACACAAAUCGGAAUCUGCUGAAUGUUUCUGCUUUUUGUUUUUAUUUAUGGAACUGUUACAGACAAUCCUGACUUUCACAAUAAAAGUCAUUUAGAACA